CCUCCGUCCUCGUCUCCUCUUAAGUCGUUUUAGUCUUUUAUGAGAUCCACGCAUCAAUAUCAUCGAUUUCUUCCAAUUUUAAGCUCCUCUUCUUUCUCUAUCACACAUCAUCAUUCUCUACUACAGUAAGUCAGUAACAGUAGUACUACUAAUAAUACAGUCUUCUCUUUCUCUCUCCUCUUGUCCUAAAACAACGUUUUCCUCAAUUCUCGUUUCUCUGAACCCCUCAAAAAGACAAAAAUUGUGGUGAAUUUCUCUUCUUUUCUUCUCGUUUACCAAUAAAAAUGCUUUCAAAAUCUUCAAUAAUUUAAAACCCACGUCGCAUUGUUGCUUCUUCUAUUUUCCAGACCCCAAAACCCCACCUGGGUUUUUCCCCUUUUUUGUCGCAGCGCUGUAAAGUUGCAACCCACCACAACUCCUCCACUAUUCUCUUCUUCUUCCCUUUUUUUUUAUUUUUUUAUUUUGGGUUUUCAGUACUUUUUGAAAUACUUAACUUCACAAAAACAUUUCUUCUUCAUUACUUUUUGUUUGUUGGGGACCCCGAGUUGACUCAGUAGUGCGAUAUUUGGUGGCUCAUACAUAUAUUAAGGAAGUAUUAAUAGCACCACUUUUUGCAAUAAAAUCAAAACCCCAUAAAUCAAUUGAUAUUGGGUUUUGGUAGUCUUUAAUUUUGAAAUGUGGGUCGUUUUUUUUUUCCUGGUUGAAUGAAUACUUUGAUGUAUGCUGUUAGAGAGAUAUAAUAUAAGGUUUGGUCUUUAUAAUUUUCAUGGCUCCUUCUGGAAAAAUUGCUGAAUUUCGUCGCGAAGGAAGUGAUUGGUUCUGCAAUGCAGGUUUGCCAAGCGAUAUUACUGUUCUUGUGGAAGGAGUAAAUUUUCACCUGCACAAGUUUCCUCUUGUAUCAAGAUGUGGGAAAUUGGAUAAAGAACAUGAAACUUCUCAAGAUAUACAGAAGCGAUUGUCCCCUGUGUUGCUAGAAGGAUUCCCUGGGGGCCCUGAAACUUUUCUCAUAGCUGCCAAAUUCUGCUAUGGACUUCAUUUUGAUUUGACCCCGAGGAACAUAAUGAUGAUUUAUUGUGCUGCAGACUAUCUAGAGAUGACAGAUCAAUAUGGCUCGGACAACUUGUUAUCUAGGUCUGAUAGUUUUUUCCACAAGAACAUACUUCGUAACUGGAAGGACUGUAUUAUUGCCCUUCAGAGUGCUGAAACUGUCAUACCGUUGGCAGAGAAGCUUCAGUUGAUUGAUAAAUGCUUGAAUGCCAUAUCCACAAUGGUUUGUACAGAUCCAAGUUUGUUUGGAUGGCCUAUGAUGAUGUAUGGUCGUUUACAAAGCCCUGGUGGAAGCAUACUGUGGAACGGAAUCAAUACUGGUGCAAGAAUUAGAAGUGCAGAAUCUGAUUGGUGGUACGAGGAUAUAUCAUAUCUUUGCAUUGAUCUGUUUGAAAAACUUGUUAAAACAAUGCAAGCAAGAGGCAUAAGACCUGAAAAUAUAGCAGGUGCUAUUAUGUACUAUACCAGGAAAUUCCUCCCAGGUCUCAGUCGAUGGCAGGGUGGACAUGGUGGUAAAUCUCGAACAGUUGCAAGUUUUAGCCUGACUCCUGUAACUGUUGAUCAAAAGGCCCUGUUGGAAACUAUUUCAAAGUUGCUGCCUGAAAAGAAGAGCAAAUCUUACUGUCGCUUCUUGUUAGGAAUUUUCCGUACCGCUUUGAUUUUGAAUGUUAGUGAAGAAUGCAAGGAUUCUUUGGAGAAAAGAGUUGGAAUGCAACUUGAUCUAGCAACCCUGGAUGGUCUUCUGAUUCCUACUUACUCAGAUUCUGACACCUUGUAUGACACAGAUUGUGUUCACCGGAUUAUCCAGCAUUUUGUGUCAUCUGAGCCAAGAGUUCCAGCAUUUUCUCCUUGUUCACCUAAUAUAGAAGCCUCACCUUCAUCUGAACCAUUAAGGAAAGUGGCAAAGUUAGUUGAUGGCUAUAUUGCUGAGGUUGCUUCUGAUGUGAACUUGAAACCAGACAAAAUACGUGCCCUUGUCGAGACUCUUCCUGAAGAUUCAAGACCUUUCCAUGAUGGAUUAUACAGAGCACUUGACAUGUAUUUCAAGGAUCAUCCUUGGCUUUCAGAUGGCGAGAAGGAACAACUUUGCAACAUGAUUGACUACCAAAAGCUCUCCAUUGAUGCAUGUGCUCAUGCAUCUCAAAAUGAAAGACUGCCUCUUAGGGUUGUUCUUCAGGUCCUAUUUUUCGAGCAGAUGCAUCUGAGAACUGCUAUUGCUGGUUGUCUCCAUGUCGUGGACCCUGAACAAGGCCCGACUAAUCCUAAUAACGCACAUAAUUCAUUGGUGGACCAGAUUAUCCAGAGAGAUGGGUGGGUGUCAGUUGUGCGUGAAAACCAUGGUCUAAAAGGAGACAUGGAGAGGAUGAGAUCUAGGGUUCAGGAACUGGAAGAAGAGUUCAGUAACAUAAAGCAGGAGAUGAGAAAAGUGAGCAAGUCACAUAGUUCCAUUAGCUCUCCCCGCUUAGUUGCUUGGAGGAUCGGGUGCAAGUUGCUUCCUCGAUCUUCUAAUUCUCAAAGAGAUGUAGUUGAAGUUGCUGAACCCACUCCAAGGGGAUCAGUUGACCAGUCUCGGUCUUCCCGAGAUUUGAGGCAUCGUAAAAGUUUCUCUUUGUUCCAGUGAAAUCCUAAAGAAGCAUGUUUGAGAAGUUGGGUGGAAAGAGAAUAUAUACAAGAACAUGUAUUUUUCUUUUGAUGGAAGAAAAUGGUUAUUGGCGUUAUUGUUGGACAGGAAAGCGUGGGAAAUGGAGGAAAUUUUGUCUAUUUGAAUCAAGCUACAGAUCUUGCGGCAAAGUUGCAUCACGAUAAUGCCACAUGAAGCUUGUGCUAUCCUCUGGAGGGGACUUGAUCAAAAAAUGAUGUUUUUGUUUUUCUGGGUCUGGAUUUGUGUGGAAUUAUUGGCGUUGUUAGGCCUUCAAUUCCACUUAAUUCCAUUUCCAAUGGGGGUGCAUUUAUUCAAAAGGAUACCUUUACCUAUGAAAUGUUUGUUUAUGUUUAAAAAGUGACUUAGUAGGUUUACAAAUGAGUUCAUGACACUGUAAGGGGGGGGGGGGGGGGGGGUAAUGCUAACUAUAACUUCUUAAUAAGCAGAUAUACAUGUUUCUUUGCUGUGAAUAGAUAGAUGUUUCCAAUUUAGUGUGGAUAGACGUUCUCAUGUAAACAAUACAGUAUAGCUCUUAGGUAUAUUACAUGUUCAUGAGGCAUAAAAGCAUAUUAGAGCCCUUAAUUGUCCUUAGCUUGUAUUGCAUCUUUUCAGAUGAAUUGAUGAGUUGGAUGUUGUAUUUGGAGUGA
Beta vulgaris subsp. vulgaris (sugar beet) is the source of this 3336-nucleotide messenger RNA. Its product is annotated as BTB/POZ domain-containing protein At3g44820. The transcript is spliced from 4 exons. The record is from RefSeq and is a predicted model, not a curated record. NCBI's taxonomy places the organism in Eukaryota, Viridiplantae, Streptophyta, Magnoliopsida, Caryophyllales, Amaranthaceae. Bases 767 to 2668 code for a protein of 633 amino acids.